This is a messenger RNA of Microplitis mediator, 986 nucleotides long. RefSeq names its product cytochrome b5-like. The transcript has 2 exons. Bases 221 to 616 code for a protein of 131 amino acids. Gene Ontology annotation, molecular function: heme binding. The record is from RefSeq and is a predicted model, not a curated record. Gene Ontology annotation, cellular component: intracellular membrane-bounded organelle; membrane. NCBI's taxonomy places the organism in Eukaryota, Metazoa, Arthropoda, Insecta, Hymenoptera, Braconidae.
AUUUAUAUUAUUUUAUUUUUUCCUUUAACUUGAAUUAAUUGUGUUUUUUUUUUUAUUAUUUUUGUUGUAAAUAAAUAUAUUUGUAGACUACUUUUAUUGUUAUCGUAAUUAAAAAUAAUAAUAAUUAUUAUAAUUAUUAUUAUAAAUUCAUUUUUAACUAACGCUGACGUCUCGUCUCGGUAAUCAUUGAUCGAAAAAUUUUUGGAGUUGGUUAGAAGAAAUGACGGAAUUAAAGCAAUUUACAAGAGCUGAAAUUUCAGGGACAGACCGCAAAUUGACGAGGAUUAUAAUUCAUGAUAAAGUUUAUGAUGUCACGCAGUUUCUCAAUGAACAUCCGGGUGGUGAAGAAGUUCUACUUGAUCACAAAGGUGUAGAUGCAUCUGAGGACUUUGAUGAUGUCGGUCACUCAGCCGAUGCUCAAGAAUUAAUGAAAAAAUAUAUGAUUGGAGAACUAGUUAAAGAAGAACGGAAAAAUAGUGCGCCGAAAAAAGGCUGGACUACUGGACAAAAUAAAACAAAACAAGAAGUUGAAGGACCGCCACUUCUUUUUUAUAUGAUUGUGGGAGGUUUCUUAUCUUUCUUAAUCGCUACUUGGUAUUUCCAACUCGGUGAAUGAUUUUUUAAAUAAUAAUAAUAAUAAUAAUAAUAAUAAUAAUAAGAAUAAUAAUAAUAAUAAUAGUAAUAAGAUGUAUUAAUUUGCCAUUGCCAAAAAAAUACGCCGACUUCUUACACCCGCGAAUGAGCAGAACCAAAAAUUGACAAAUAAAAAAAAUCCGUUCUAUUAGAACAUGAAUUUUCAACAUAAAAUACUGAAAAUAAUUAUUUGAAUUUAAUUUAUAAUUAAUCUUUGUAAAAAAUAUAACUAAUUAGUUUCAAUUACUAAAUAAAAUUAAGGGAAAAAUUUUAUUGUAAGCAGAAAAAAUAAAAAUGAAUUUGUAAAAAUAAUUAUUUCUGUACUUAAAUAAUAAUUGAGGAUAAAAUAAUAA